Molecule: messenger RNA, 908 nt
Organism: Annulohypoxylon maeteangense
Lineage: Eukaryota; Fungi; Ascomycota; Sordariomycetes; Xylariales; Hypoxylaceae
Exons: 3
Coding region: 152-775 (207 amino acids)
Source: RefSeq, a predicted model, not a curated record
CGCAGCCCGCUGUCGGGUAGUCUCGAUCUUCUCCUGCCUACCUAGUACCGACCCCCCCCCCCAAUACAUCUACUCUGCUUCGUAUGACAUUCACGUGAAGCUUGCCAAAUCGACAUACUUGUAGGGAACACCCCAGACGCGCAUACCUACAAUGGCCUCCAUACCUACAAUGGCCCCUACUAGGUACAUCGCUACUCCUUUCCCGCCCGGCGUUGCUAAAAAAGUAAUGAUGUUCGCCAAAGUAUCCAGGUUCUGGAAAAGACAACAGGUUUGCGCCUUCCUAGAAAAGAACGGUCACCCAUUUCGGGGGAUCCGAAGGGAUUGUAGUGCCCUUGCUAUAGUAUUUAUCCUAGGCUUCCCCAUUAACAGGGAAAUUUGCGACGCCACAAGUAAAUACUUAGUUGAGGGUUUGAAGUAUUGCAAAAAAUUAUGCGAGGAGAGAUUAGGAGUGAAGGCUUUUAAAGCCGCUAACGCGAUGGAGGCCCUCCUAGUGGCAGAUUUCUCUGACGCCGCGGAGCAACGACUCAAGGUCGAGUACGUGCAAGAUGCCGAAAUGUUCGAUGGGUUAAGCGAAGACGAAGACCUGGCUUUCCCAGUUGCUCAGGCACCUACGUCGAAGGCGAUGAUCGUCAAAUUGCGAGCGGACAUUAACGAGUUCCACACAGCUGCGAGCGCGCUUAUCGCGCUAGGGACCAGAAUUAAGGGAAAAGAGGCCGAGCUGCGGAGCGUUUUAGACGAUGAAGAAAGGCAGCAGGUCCCGGAGGAGGAUGACUAAGUGGGGCAACCGCGUGGAUAGUACGAUAGCGUUGGAUUGACUUCCAUCGUGGGCUGUGGAGAGGGCACUCCAGCGUUCCUGGGGUCUGCAGUGGAGCUGGCACUUGCAUUAGCGAGAGGAAUGCGUAAGGCAA